AUGUUUUUGAGACUGACUGAUCUCGCCAAGGGUCUUCUGAGCGGUGGUGUCUCAGCAGGAAACAGUAAUGCACUCACCAAUUCGAAGGGUGGUGACCAUUACUACGCAAGAGGCAACAUCACCGACCGUGGCCCCUGUCCAGAUUUGAACGCUCUGGCAAACCAGGGUUAUCUGUUCGUUAACCAAAGAUCUCAUCUGCGACCAAUACUGACACACACAGCNCCUCGCGACGGCAAAAACAUCACUAUGCCUCAAGUCGAAGAAGCUCUGAUGGCAGCUUUGCAUAUGGACAAGGCAUUAGCAACAGCCAUAACAAACGCUCUCCGGUCUCUUGUUCGCAAAGACGGGACCUUUGAUCUGGUCCUUAUGCGCCAGCAUAAUGUCAUCGAACACGAUGCCUCCUUCACCCGCUUGGACUUCCGCGAAGGCGACAACUACAACUUUCAACCUACUCUUUUCCGCAAAAUGCUCGAUGAUGCCAACGGCGGUCCUGUUACCAUCAGCAGUCUAGCUCGCACAUACGUGAGGAGAAACAAGGAGAGUAGAGAUGCAGGUGCUCCUGCUCUACCUUGGAACCUUUGGUUUGUCAAUCUUUUGCAGAGUGUGAGUUUGAUGAACACAGCAAAGAUGAGUGGAGAGUUGAGCAGAGAAGUCAUGACGACUUUCUAUGAGGAAGAGAGGUUUCCAGAGCAGAUUUUGGAGAAUGGGGAAAGCAGGACUUUGAUCGGGUUGGUAGGGUACGCGGUGGCUUUGCUGUUCUGUAUCGUGUUGAGAAUCUGA
This is a messenger RNA of Aureobasidium musti, 780 nucleotides long. The record is from the annotation of a GenBank genome assembly. NCBI's taxonomy places the organism in Eukaryota, Fungi, Ascomycota, Dothideomycetes, Dothideales, Saccotheciaceae.